GUCUCAUUUUGGGUAACUUGUGGCUACCGGUAGCUAGGUAGCAAAACCGUACUGCGCUGUGGAGCUGCUCUCGGCACAAAGAUCCGAUCUGUUCGGUUGUCCACCAGAUCCAUCGACCAGUACCGGUAUCCCCACUCAACUACAUGUCCAAGGAGUCUAUCUAUCGGCAAUGAUCAUACCAUCGUCGUCUUUGAAAUCAAUAGGCUGUCAGCACCAGUACCUCCUUCAUCAUUGGGAAGAUGCUGGCUUGUCACGGACGCCAAUGGCCUUAUCCAUGUCUUCCCAGGAGGCGACGACAGCACUGGCGACUUCCUUGGCCCGAGGUGGCGCUGCUGCCGUCGAACUCUUUGCCAAGCACCACGCAACCACCUUGGAUCUUGGACGUGUUCGUAUGAGACUGGAUGGACUGCAAGUAUUUGCCACAUUGGCAGCCCUGUUGACCAACGGAUGUCUUCGCCUGUACUCGAGCGUCACCCCACCCAGCCAAGAGGACGAAAAAAGACUCUCAUGGCGUGACCGAAGAGCUCUGGAUUUGUUUUAUGUCUGUACAGCAAUCUCCAUUUUAUCAGGAUCCUAUACUACCAUUGUCUUUGGCUUGUUGUCCUUGUAUUCCAAAACAGCCCUUGGAAGGGGGUUGGAUGAUCCCUUCUUGGAGUUUUGGGCUGCAAGUACCAAUAUCCGAGAAAGUGCCAUGGAAUCCUUUUUGUGGAAUUUAGUGUCCUUCGAAUUGGCAUUUAUCUUGUCUCUCUUUGUUCGCUUUUCAGGCAAACGAAGGAUCCGAUUGGUGUGCCUGGCAUGCAUAAUCUCCUGCAUCUCAUUUUCCCGGUGGACCCAAAUCUUGAUAUUGGCAUCCAAGUAUCUGUUCCCCCUGAGAGCUGAGACUCAAUUUUGAUUCGAUUCUGCCGGAAGUGGCAAUGCUAGCUGUACGUACUACAUGUACAAUUGGGGGGGCUCACUCUUGGUGGUCCUUUAGCGUUCUUGAAUCGCUCUGAAUGCUGGUUGGUUGUCAAGCCUGGAGAGGUAUCAUGUUGACAGCCAGUCUGUUCUUUACAAAUGGCAAGCUUACCGGCAAAGAUUCGGAGUUGCAGUCUUGAGAGCUUUUCCAUCUGUCUUUAACAAUUUUGAGUCUACAAUCAAAAUCUGCUACCGUAUCUCCUUGUAUGGCUCCUGCGAUCUGAACAAAACUGCCGUAGGACCAACAGGAAAAUGUACUAGGGCUGCCGGCUCGAAGUCUCAGAACGAAGAACAAGAGAAGAUUUAUGGAUUAUGGUGGAAUCAUUUAAGGGAAACACAGGUCUUCUUUGCUUUCCGGGAGAAAAGAGUAAAAAGUACAACUGAAAGUCCGAAACAGGGUGAUUUGAGCUGUGAUUUGGUGGAUUAGUCAAGUGCCGAUUGGCAUUUUAUUUAAGGGAAAAGAACUAUUUCCAUUAAAUCUUUGCCUGUUCUUCCGACAUCACUCUUCGAGUUGGCAUCGCCAGCACAAGUUCUACACGGCGCUACGACAGCAUCCUUCCGGUCGCAGGAG
Messenger RNA from Seminavis robusta, 1525 nucleotides. Lineage: Eukaryota; Bacillariophyta; Bacillariophyceae; Naviculales; Naviculaceae. The record is from the annotation of a GenBank genome assembly.